AUGCUUGUCAAGAGAAAGCUCCCACAAGAUCACGCUAACGAUCUCAAGGAAAUUUUUGAACAAAUGAGAAAGUUUAAUAUGAAGAUUAAUCCCGCAAAAUGUGCUUUUUGGGUAACCUCAGGAAAAUUCUUGGGAUACUUGGUCACCAAACGAGAAAUCGAGGUGGACCCGGAAAAAGUACGAGCCAUACUAGAUGUGCCUUCACCCGCCACAGUCAAAGACGUGCAGAGGCUAAGCGGUCGACUAGCCGCCCUCAGAAGGUUCAUAGCUAGGUCGUCCGAUAAAUGCAAGGACUUCUUCAAUACCUUAAAAAAGGGUGAAAAAUUUUCAUGGAGCGCUGAGUGCGAGGAAGCUUUUCAAAAGAUUAAAGAACACCUGGCAGCCUUGCCUAUUCUUCAGAAACCCGAUCCGGGUGAGAAUCUCUACAUCUACCUAUCAACCACUAACACUUCAAUCAACGCAGUGCUAACUCGCAUAGACGAGGAGGUGGAGCAACCCAUUUACUUCAUAAGUAAGACUCAGAAAUCACCAGAGAAGAAUUAUUCCAAGAUUGAGAAAAUAGUGUUGUCUCUCGUCUAUGCAGCGCAAAAAUUGCGAACGUAUUUUCAUGCACACACAGUGACAGUCAUAACCAAGGCCCCAAUAGAGUCUGUGCUAGACCAUGCUGACAGGGCAUGCAGAAUCUCCAAAUGGGGGGAAAAAAUCAAACAAUUUGGGGUAAAAUAUCAACCCCAGACGGAAAUUAAAACUAAAGUGGUUGCGGACUUCCUAGCUGAUUUUCCGUUAGAUAAUGUCGACGAGAUCGAGGAAAUAUCAGGAAUGGAGGACGAGCUCGAAGAUCCUCCCGAGCUGCUUCGCUCGGAAAACCCAAGGCGAUGGGAAGUCUUCGUGGACGGGUCAUGCAAUUCUGAAGGGUCCGGCAUCGGGAUGGUCUUCACGACCUCGACAGGCCGCAGGAUCGUUUGCAGCCUAAGGCUAGAAUUCCCCGCCACUAAUAAUGUAACUGAAUACGAGGCAGUCAUACAUGCCCUCAGAAAAAUCAUUGCACUAGGAAUUACCGAGGUAAGACUCACAAGUGACUCACAACUUAUUGUCCGACAAAUAUACGGGACAUAUCAAGCCUCCGAUGCAUGUUUGCAGCGAUAUCUUCAGCUCGCAAAGCAUCACAUCGAACAAAUAACAAACAUUACGUUCCGACACCUAAACAAGAAUAACAAUAGGCACGCGGACGCAUUGGCAUUCAUAGCCUCCAUGACAAAAGAUCCGGAGUUUACCCAUGUCCGAAUCGAGAGAGUAAUGCUCCCAUCCAUACCCAUAGAAGGAGGCAUGGAAAUCCUUAAUAUGAUCAAAGUAGACCAAAACAAGGUACUACCCAAAGACGACUGGAGAACCCCGAUCAUAAAGUACUUAACCAAUGGUGAUCUCCCAAGCGACCAACAGCUCGCACACAAAAUAAUAUCCCGAUCGGGAAACUACCAGCUGAGAGAUGGUGUGUUAUACAAACAAUCGUACCUCGGGCCACUAUUUAGAUGCAUUUCCUUCGCCGAGGGGCACGACAUACUCAAAGAAAUACAUUAUGGUUACGCCGGAAACCAUAGCGGAGGAAGAUCUCUAGCUCACAAAGCAAGGCUCCAAGGUUACUUUUGGCCUCGCAUGAACGAGGACUAG
This is a messenger RNA of Papaver somniferum (opium poppy), 1668 nucleotides long. RefSeq lists its product as uncharacterized. Gene Ontology annotation, molecular function: RNA-DNA hybrid ribonuclease activity; nucleic acid binding. The coding region runs from base 1 to 1668 and encodes 555 amino acids. The record is from RefSeq and is a predicted model, not a curated record. NCBI's taxonomy places the organism in Eukaryota, Viridiplantae, Streptophyta, Magnoliopsida, Ranunculales, Papaveraceae. The transcript has a single exon.